GUUACUGGCUGGUAAAUCAAGCAAAGCUCCCUUAGCUGGCGGGAGGCUCCUGGUUUUGCUCUAUUCCGGAGUCUAGUUGCUUGUGCAUUGGGUGGCUGAUGCCUUGCUAAUUACGACGCUGGAAACAUGAGGUACAUCAGCACUCGAGGAGAAGCCAAGAGCAUUGACUUUGAAGGAGCCCUCUUUUCUGGCUAUGCACCGGAUGGUGGCCUUUUCAUGCCCCAGGAAAUCCGUACCCUGGACUAUAACACCCUGCGAACAUGGAGUGCCUUCUCCUAUCCAGAGCUGGUGAAGGAGCUGAGUUCACUCUUCAUCUCAUCUGAACUAAUCCCACGGAAAGAGCUGAAUGAUCUGAUUGACAGCGUCUUCCGGAGGUUCAGACACAAAAAUGUUGUGCAUCUGGCCAGGCUGAAGAAUGGAUUGAAUGUUUUGGAGCUCUGGCAUGGUGUAACUUAUGCCUUUAAGGACUUGUCCUUGUCCUGCACAGGACAGUUUUUACAGUACUUCCUGAAGAAAAGGAAGAAGCACAUCACUAUUCUAGUCGGAACUUCGGGAGACACCGGUAGCUCGGCAAUUGAAAGUGUGCGAGGGGAAAACAACAUGGAUAUCUUUGUUCUCUUACCCAAAGAUCUCUGCAGCCAGAUACAAGAACUGCAGAUGACGACGGUGAUCGAAGAUAACGUCCAUGUGUUUAUUGCUCAUGGAAAUAGUGAUGAAAUUGAUGAGCCGAUCAAAGAAUUGUUCGCUGAUGCAGAUUUUGCUAGAAAAUACAAUCUGAUGAGCUUGAACUCAAUCAACUGGUCUAGGAUUAUGGUGCAGAUCGCUCACUACUUCUAUGCUUACUUUCAAUGCACUCCAUCCAUGGACAUGACUCCACUGCCAGCUGUGGAAAUUGUUGUGCCAACAGGGGGUGGAGGAAAUCUCACAGCUGGAUAUAUUGCACAGCAAAUGGGACUUCCAAUCCAACUCGUUGCUGUUGUAAAUAAUAACGACAUUAUCCACAGGACAAUUCAGCAUGGAGAUUUCUCAUUCUCGAGGAGUGUUAAGUCAACUUUAGCUUCUGCAAUGGAUAUUCAGGAACCUUACAAUAUGGAGAGAAUCUUAUGGCUGCUUUCGGACUGUGAUGGCAGCUUGAUUAAAACUCUGAUGGAACAGUUUUACAUGUCGAAAAACCUUACACUCCCAGAAGGAUUGCACAGAAAGCUUUCUGAAGCAAUGAGCUCAUGUUCAGCAUCUGACGAAGACAUUGUUCAGGCAAUGAGACGCUGCUGGGAAGAUAAUCGCUACCUGUUAUGUCCCCACUCAGCUGUGGCUGUUCACUACCAUUAUAAGCAGUUGGACUGCCAUCUCAGCAACAGACCCAGGUGCUGUUUAGCACCCGCCUCAGCAGCAAAGUUCCCAGAUGCCAUGCUCAGAGCAAAACUUGUUCCUGAAGCCCCACCUGAGAUACGAGCUUUAAACGUGAUGGAGACCAGGUCCACAACCCUGAGGAGAGAUGAUGACUGGGCAAGAACCCUAAGAGACAGAAUAGAAGCCAUUGCCAAGCGCAGACACACAUAGGUGGAGUUCAUCUGAUCCUGAAUAGUGCCAUGCCUGGGCAGUUCCAUAUAAAGGACAAGGCUGACUUAAUGAUGCACAUUCUUUCUGAUAAUUUCCC
This is a messenger RNA of Gopherus evgoodei (Goodes thornscrub tortoise), 1657 nucleotides long. It is a transcript of the gene THNSL2, whose product is annotated as threonine synthase like 2. Gene Ontology annotation, biological process: dephosphorylation; 2-oxobutyrate biosynthetic process. Bases 127 to 1560 code for a protein of 477 amino acids. Gene Ontology annotation, molecular function: pyridoxal phosphate binding. The transcript has 9 exons. The record is from RefSeq and is a predicted model, not a curated record. Lineage: Eukaryota; Metazoa; Chordata; Testudines; Testudinidae.